Molecule: messenger RNA, 1614 nt
Organism: Miscanthus lutarioriparius
Lineage: Eukaryota; Viridiplantae; Streptophyta; Magnoliopsida; Poales; Poaceae
Source: the annotation of a GenBank genome assembly
AUGCCGCCGAGGAGCGUCUCCUGCGGCUCCCUUCUACAGGAACUGCAGGAACUAUGGGGAGAAAUUGGUCAGGGUGAAAUGGAAAGAGAUAGGAUGAUACUGCAAUUGGAGGAGGAUUGUCUCAAUGUUUACAGGCAAAAAGUGAAUCAGACUAGGAAGCAGAAGGCAGACCUGCUUCAAGAGCUGUCUUUUGGUGAAGCUGAUAUAGAUAAGAUCCUUUCUGCUCUUGGAGAGAGAGAAACCUUUCCCAGGUCAGAGAAGCUUGGGGGCACAUUGAUGGAACAACUUGCCAAGAUAGAGCCAGUGCUGGAAGAUUUGAGGCGCAGGAGGGAUGACAGAGUAAAUGACUUCAGGGCUAUUCAGUUACAGAUAGUUCGAUUACAAGCAGAAAUUUCAGGAGCCAUUGAUCAUGGGGAUCCCGCUGCUCCUAUGGUGGAUGAGAAUGAUCUAUCCUUGAAGAGAUUAGGGGAAUUGAAGGAGCAACUUAAUGAUCUUCAGACAGAAAAGGAAUGCAGGCUGCAAAAAAUUGACAUCCAGACUAACAGUAUUCAGGAAAUGUGCAACAUUAUGUCUAUUGAUCUCAAAAAGGCACUAAAGGAUGUUCAUCCCAGUUAUGCUGAGCUGGGAAGAGGCAAACCCAUGAGCAUUAGCAACGAUUCACUUGAUAGACUCUCGGAAAAAGUUCAUGCGUUAAAUCAUGAAAAGAAACAAAGGCUUUGGAAGCUCCAAGAUCUUGGCAGCACACUCAUUGAGUUAUGGAACCUCAUGGAUACACCAACUGAUGAACAAAGAAGUUUUGACCAUGUGACUUCUCUUAUUAAAGUCUCACCAAAUACAGUGAUGCCCCCAGGGUGCCUUGCAUAUGAGCUUAUUGAGAAGGAAAUCUUUAGAAGUGUUCACAUGGAUAUUAAUAGUGACACAGAGCGGCGAACCCUCAGUGAUCUCAUUGAUUUUGGUAGAGCAGAUCUUUCAGAGUUGCUGACAAGAAUGGAUAUUCGAAUUGCGGAGGCAAAAGAACAUGCAUUAAGUAGAAAGGAUAUUCUAGAAAAGGUGGAGAAGUGGACAUCAGCAUCUGAAGAGGAGACUUGGCUUGAUGAAUACGAGAGGGAUCAAAACCACUAUAAUGCUGGCCGAGGAGCUCACAUAAAUCUCAAGUGUGCGGAGAAAGCUAGGACAUUGGUCAGCAAACUUCCAUCUCUUGUGGAGAACUUAACUGCUAAAAUUAAAGCUUGGGAAAAGGAGAAGGGUAUUCCAUUUAUGUUUAACAAGGUGAGGCUGUUGGAUUGUUUAGAAGAAUACACCUGUACAAGACAGCAAAAAGAAGAGGAAAAGCGUCGAUCAAGGGAAUUGAAGAAACUGCCAAGUACAGAUCAAGGUGCCAAGUUUGUUACGAAACCUAUCCGUCCUCUUUCUGCAAGGAAGCCUCUUGGGAGCUCUAAUGUCAAUAAUAUCGGUGGAACUCCGACCGGCCGCCGUGUUUCUACCCCUAUGUCACGGAAGUGUAGGCCAUCUUCUGGAAGGGUGCAGGAAGCUGUGAAGACUGCUGUGGCACCAGCAAACUAUGUUGCCCUUCCCAAGGAGACUGCUCAGACAAUUCUUUCCUUUGAAGUGUAA